Molecule: messenger RNA, 927 nt
Organism: Castor canadensis (American beaver)
Lineage: Eukaryota; Metazoa; Chordata; Mammalia; Rodentia; Castoridae
Product: olfactory receptor 7A10-like
Biological process (GO): G protein-coupled receptor signaling pathway
Cellular component (GO): membrane
Molecular function (GO): olfactory receptor activity; G protein-coupled receptor activity
Source: RefSeq, a predicted model, not a curated record
AUGGGUCCAGAGAACAAGACACAAAUAGCAUUUCUGCUUCUGGGAAUUUCAGAGGAUCCCCAAUUGCAGCCAAUUCUCUUUGGAUUGUUCCUGGCCAUGUACCUGAUCACUGUACUUGGGAAUCUGCUUAUCAUCCUGGCCACAAUCUCAGAUUUCCACUUGCACAUGCCAAUGUACUUCUUCCUCUCCAAUCUGUCUUUUGCAGACAUCUGUUUAACAACCACCAUAGUCCCAAAAAUGCUGGUGAAUAUCCAGACACAGAACAAGACCAUCACCUAUGAAGGCUGCAUCACAGAAAUGAUUUUCUUUAUACUCUUUAUAACAUUAGACAUCUUUCUGUUGACUAUGAUGGCCUAUGAUCGCUUUGUGGCCAUCUGUCAUCCCCUGCAUUACAAGGUCAUCAUGAAUCCUGGGCUCUGUGUGUUGCUGGUUCAGGUGUCCUGGAUGGCUAGUAUCCAGAACUCCCUGUUACAAGGCUUAAUGGUGCUGCGACUGUCCUUCUGUGCUCACUUGGAAAUCCCACACUUUUUCUGUGAACUUAAUCAGGUAGUCCACCAUGCCUGUUCAGACACCUAUGUUAAUGAUGUGGUGAUGUAUGUUGCAACUUUGCUACUGGGUAGUGGUCCCUUUGCUGGCAUCCUUUAUUCUUAUUUUAAGAUAUUUUCCUCCAUUAAUGCAAUUUCCUCAGCUCAAGGGAAGUAUAAGGCAUUUUCAACUUGUGCAUCUCAUCUUUCAGUUGUCUCCUUAUUUUACUGUCCAAGCUUAGGUGUUUACCUUAGUUCUGCCACAAGCAAAAACUCAUACUCAGGUGCAAGAGCAUCAGUGAUGUACACUGUGGUGACACCCAUGUUGAACCCCCUCAUCUACAGCCUGAGGAAUAAGGAAGUAAAGAGAGCUCUGAAAAGACUUUUUGGACAGAAAUUAUAA